Molecule: messenger RNA, 2565 nt
Organism: Entrophospora sp. SA101
Lineage: Eukaryota; Fungi; Glomeromycota; Glomeromycetes; Entrophosporales; Entrophosporaceae
Source: the annotation of a GenBank genome assembly
AUGAAUUGUGGUAAACCACAUAUCAAAGGUAAUGUUUAUUGCUCUUGUGGCGGAAAUACUUAUACUAUUCAUUCUCCAGAUUGUUUAAGCAGGAACGAGCAAGAAAAAGAACAAAAAGCCCUUAAACCAUUAGUCGAUAAACAUUUAGAAGUUUGUGAUAGAGCCAUUAAGUGCGAUUAUUGCCAGCAAAAAUUUAAGUAUGGUGAAGAGUGUAGAUUUUUUAAAUUAGAUUUACAAUUUUUCGCUGAUGGAGAGGAUGACCCAAAGACAACUACUCAGAAAAAAAGGAGAAGUUUGGACUUGACUGAGGAAAAUUGGCACGGAGAAAUUGCCGAAUUAAAAACACAAAUUAGUAAUUUAGAGGAAAAAACAGCCGAGUUAGAAACAACAAUUAAGACAUUAGAAGCAGAAAAACAGGAAUUAAGAAUAACCGCACAUGUAGCCGGCGAAUAUGGGACAUUGUUAAGUAAUGCAAAUUUAGAAUACCAAACCAAAAUUGAAGAAUUAAAAGCAGAAAAUGAACAGUUAAAAUCCGAGCAAGCCAGUUUAACUAGCAAACAAGACCAAAAAAAUAGUAAAUUACUAGAAAAAGAGCAAAAAUUAAUUGCCCGGUUAGAAGAUGAAAUUAGUCAGUUGCGGAAUGGGAAUGAAGAAAAAAGUAAAGAAUUAACCAAAUUAAAAAGAGCAAUGGCGGUGGCGGAGAGAAAAGCCCGCGAGGAAAGAGAAAAUUUUUUCACCGAGCAAACCAAAAAAGCAGCGGAGCAAGCAAAAAUUAAGCGAGAGCAAGAAGCCGAAGAAAUUACCAGACUCAGAAAGGAAUUAGAAAAAUCAGAAAUAGUUUUUAAGGAGAUAGCGAACAAAAAUAAUGCUGAAAUAGUAAGUUGGCGACACAAAAGCGAAGAACAAGAAGAAAAAUUAGAAAAAUUAACAGAAAAAUAUAACAACGAGACAGUCAUAACUCUUUCGGACACCGAAACCGAUAAUGAGAACAAUACUGUUAGUUGUGUUAAAAAAUAUGACAAAGCAGCCGUUAAAAUUUUAAAAGAUAGUUAUGAAACCGUUAAAAGAAGAAACGCCGAGUUAGAGAGAGAAAUAGCCAGUUCCCGCCGCAGUUCGCUGAGUUUUGACCGUCGAUACUCGUUUAACCGCCAGAGUAGUAUUAAUAGUAUUUCUUCCAGCGGAGAAAAAGAGAAUUUGGCACCAAUCCCGCCAACCAGAAGAGAUACUAACACUAGUGAAAGUUCCACCAGUUUAUAUCCUAACGAUAAAAAUGGUAAUGGUAGUGAAGAUGAAAGAUUCCCUAGUUCGCCGUCGUUGAUUGAAGAAUAUGAUAAUAGAUUAAAAGCCAAAGAUGAGGCGUUAAAAGACCUAGCACUCGAAAACUUUAAUGAAAGAAUGCUAAGUGAAUUACUUCUCGAAGAGGUUGAAAAAUUAAAAAGCAACCGGCCGGUUUUUUCGGAGGGAGACUCGGAGGGAAACCAAGAAUUAAAAAUGGUGGAACAAGAAAAGGAAAUCAGUGAAUUAAAAAGCAAAAUAGAUGAAUUAGAAUUAACAAUUCAAGGUAAAGAAACUGAAAUAACGAGAGUUAAGACGGAAAUCUACGCAGAAACAAAAGAGGUUCAAAUAACAAAAGAAGCGUUAGAGGAAGUUCAAUUAUCACUAGCCAUCCUCCAAGAAAAAUAUGAUGAAUUGGAACAAGAAAAGAGAGAUUAUGAAGCAAAUGCGGACAAUUUAAAUAAAAGUUUAAAGGAAGAAAGUGAACGGGCAAAUGAACUUUCAGAAAGAAAAGAAUAUUUAGAAAAUAAAGUGGAGAAACAGAAUAGAGAAAUUUAUUCUUUGGAGAACAGUUUAUCAGCACGAGAGAAGGAUUUAACAGCAGCAAAAGAGGAAAUCAAGCAGGUCAAGAAGAAGAUGGAGGAAGAACUUAAAAUACAAGGAAUGGGUCUCCAAGAGGGAUUUGAAAGAAAGUUGGACGAACAAAAAGAAAAAACCCAAGUCCUGGAAACCAAAGUCCAAGUCGCCCACCAAGCCAAAAAGCAACUCGAGCAGGAACUGGCCGAAACCAAAACGGAACUGGAACAACAAAAAGAGAAAACCGAACAAGCGGAAAAGAAAUCCCUUAUUAGCGAAAAAGAGAAAAAGACCGAAAACCAAGAAAAUAUUGCUGAGUUAAAAACGAAGUUAAGUAGUCGCCCAACUGCUGAAGAAUUGGCCGAAGUUAAGAAUAAUUAUCAGAGCCUACUUGAUGACAAUGAAAAGAAAAAUGAGAGCAUAAAGGAAUUAGCGGAAGAAUUAAAACAAAAAAAAGAUGAAUUGAGGGAACAAACCAAAAAUCUUCGUCAAUUAGAAAGAAAAUUGCAGGCUACUAAUAAUAAUUCCUUAGCCGACCAAGCAACUAUAAAAAAACUAAAUAAGCAAGUUGAGGAAUUAAAAGAAGAAUACAAAUCAGUAUCUUCUGAAUUAACAAACACUAAGAAUGCUUUAUCAGAAGAACAACAAGAAAAUUAUUCGUUGCAAAAUGAACUUUGGCAAAGCAAAGAGGAAUUACGAAAGAUUGCUGAAUGA